AUGACUGUUUCGUAUUCGGCGGAGGUACCGAACGGUAGCAAUUUUGGCGUAUUUUGGCGCAUCCUUUGGAAAUGGCGUGGCAGUGUAUAUAAAGCCGUCUGGCGGGAGCUUUUGGCAUAUCUACUAGUCUACUACACACUUAAUUUCACCUAUCGGUACGGUCUCAGCGAAGAUGGUAAAAGAGUGUUCGAACGGAUCCGUACCUAUUUCGGACAACAGCGGGAAACGGUACCACUAUCCUUCGUGCUCGGCUUCUACGUCAGCUUGGUAGUGAAACGGUGGUGGGAACAAUACCGAAUGCUACCAUGGCCAGAUACGCUGGCACUGUUUGUGAGCGCAGCCAUCCAGGGCAAUGACGAAACUGGUCGACUGAUGCGGCGAAACAUUAUGCGCUACAUGGUCCUGUCGUACGUGAUAACGCUGCAAAAGAUUUCGCUCCGCGUCAAGCGACGCUUCCCGGGCUGGCAGCAUCUGGUCGAUGCCGGCCUGAUGCUGGAGAGUGAGCGUAAAAUAUUCGAGAUUAUGGACGCGAAAAGCCCCAUGUCCAAGUACUGGAUGCCGCUGGUGUGGGCUACCAACAUCAUCAACCGGGCGCGCAAAGAUCAGCUGAUCCCGUCCGAUCACAUCGUGCAGACGCUGCUGAUGGAGCUGUCCGAUAUCCGGCGCCGGCUCGGUGGUCUGAUCGGCUACGAUACCGUGUGUGUGCCGCUGGUCUACACGCAGGUCGUGACGCUGGUGCUGUACUCCUAUUUUACCGCCGCCAUUAUGGGUAGCCAGAUGAUACCGACGUACGAUGCCGCAACCGGCACCUACCAAGAGCUGGAUGUGUUUUUCCCACUGUUCACGGUGCUGCAGUUUGUGUUCUACGUCGGAUGGUUGAAGGUGGCCGAGGUGUUGAUCAACCCAUUCGGCGAGGACGAUGACGAUAUUGAGCUGAACUGGCUGAUUGAUCGACACAUUAAGGCGUCGUACAUGAUCGUGGACGAAAUGCAUGACGAGCAUCCGGAGCUGCUCAAGGAUCAAUACUGGGAGGAGGUCGUACCGAAAGAUCUGCCGUACACCGUUGCGUCCGAGCACUAUCGGCGCGAAGAGCCGAAGGGUUCCGCGGAACACUACAAAGUGAAGGAGGCGGAUGCAGUCUACGCAAACAUCGGUGCCGUUGGGGGCAAGCGCAUGAUGAACGACGAGAUGUACGCCGACUAUGAAAGCGUCGACACCCCAAUGGCGGAACGACGUAAGGGAUGGCUGGGCAAGGUUAGCCGAAUGGGAUCCGGACGUAGUUCCUCGACGGCGUAUUCGUCUGGAGGUCUUUUUGCGCGCAAUCGGCACAAUUCGGUGUACUCUAGCCCAGAAGCGGGCCUAGGACAACCGAUUGUGACUGGAGCGCCCGCUCCGAAGGUGAGCCUGUACGAUCGAUUCGUAAGCCGAAAAUCUGGCCGUCAUGCGAGGCAAAUUAUUAAGCAAAAUUCGAAGCUCAGCCUCAACGGUUCGGUUAUAUCGAACGUACCGCAAAAGGCACGUCCCCGAAUACCGACACCGGACGUGACGAAAGAGAGUCGUGUCCCGCCACUCGGUACAGUGACGACAAGUACCGCAAACAUUGCGUCGGGUGUUGCACUGAUGGCAACACAGCUCGCUCACAAUCCCUCCAUCUAUCCAGCAUCGACGGCGACGCUUAACAACAACGAUGUACCGGUGGUCGGAACGCUCCUGCUGGCGCCGAUCAAAGAGCUAGAUUCGAGCUCUACGACCAACACUUUACACUCAGGCCAGUCCGCGACGGCUUCACUGGCCAAAUCGAUUUUACCAACGGCGCUGAAGAGUUCUGUGUCGCCGUUCGGCAAGGACGGCACAAAUCUCGAGCUGACGCUCACAAACCCAUCGUCCCUGGGCGGUACACCGAAUGCGCUCGGUGCGAACACCGUCAUCGUACUGCCGGCAACAACCACCACAGUAGCUGUUUCCGCCAACGGUACGACGGUGACGGGCACGAUCCCGAUCACGGCCGGAACGGGCCGAUCGCUGGAUGCAACCGACACUAGCCCCGGUUUGCGGGCGUCGGGUGGAGUUCUGGUACCGAAAACGGACGCCUUGCUGCCCAUUUCACUCACCUCCCUUCCGCUCUCGUUCACGGUGACGCCGGUCACGAACACUAGCAGUAACAGUACGACCACCACCAGUACCGCCGGGGGCACCAUCAUUACCGAGCUGCCGUGUGACGACGGUGAGGUCAGUACCAGCGUAACGAUGAGCAACGAGAAAAGUCGUCCACCGCCAUCCGCCAGCAAUGCGGACAGCUCUUCCUCAGCCGCAUCGACACUAAGCAAACGGAAGCCGAAGCAUGGCGAGGUUUACGUUUAG
Anopheles marshallii is the source of this 2361-nucleotide messenger RNA. It is a transcript of the gene Best2, whose product is annotated as bestrophin-2. The record is from RefSeq and is a predicted model, not a curated record. The transcript is spliced from 8 exons. The coding region runs from base 1 to 2361 and encodes 786 amino acids. NCBI's taxonomy places the organism in Eukaryota, Metazoa, Arthropoda, Insecta, Diptera, Culicidae. Gene Ontology annotation, molecular function: chloride channel activity.